Messenger RNA from Chaetomium strumarium, 1916 nucleotides. RefSeq lists its product as uncharacterized. The coding region runs from base 338 to 1780 and encodes 480 amino acids. Gene Ontology annotation, biological process: monoatomic cation transport; transmembrane transport. Gene Ontology annotation, molecular function: monoatomic cation transmembrane transporter activity. The record is from RefSeq and is a predicted model, not a curated record. The transcript has 2 exons. Gene Ontology annotation, cellular component: membrane. NCBI's taxonomy places the organism in Eukaryota, Fungi, Ascomycota, Sordariomycetes, Sordariales, Chaetomiaceae.
CCGACCUUUUGACGGUGUGAGCGGCGAGCCACAAGACUUCCUCCCCACACUAUUACGGCCCUCUUAAUGAUGCGACAGUUGCGCGGCCUGGGUAUUCCGAGAAACUCAAGUUCAGUGACGCGAUUUACACUGCGUCUCCGAAGGAAGUCCGCUCCAUCGCUGGUUUGGGAGAAUAAGCAGAGGUCAUUGAAAAGGUGGGCGCUGCGUCUUAAUAACUUAUAAGUUCGCGAUUUAUCUACAACCUACCGGUACCUUAUUAUAAUUACAGGUCAACGCAGCGCUCCGAGUCUUGCGCCGAAGAGAGCCCAGCUGACUCGAGAGCAAACGAGCGCCUGCCAUGGAUUCGCCUAACCUCUCGAACAGCAUCUCGCUGCACCCGCAUCCUUUCAAAACGCAGUCGGACUCGGCGAGCCGCUUUGCCCGGCCCCAGUCACCCGCCGUGUCAAUGGCAAGGGAAGGCGCCAGUACCGCCGUCGAGGCCACAGACGGGGGCGACGACGCUGCAGUGCCCCGGCAUCAGGCCACCAUACCAGCGGGCGACGUCGAGAUGGAGAGUCAGCGGGCCGGCGGCUUCCCGCUUGUCGGCCCCGAGAAUGACCCGUACGGCCUGUCUCGGAGAUACAAGACAGCAUCGGAGCUUGCCGAGAUCAAGGCAAACACGUCCAGGAAACGCGAUGCCGCCCAGCAGCCCGCCGGUGCGGCCAACCCCCCGAAGCUGAUUCGAACCGGCAGCCUGUCGCGUUACAUCAAGCCGUUCGGGCGCUCUGCGACCACAGCACGCCGCCUCGAAGGCUUCUACCAGGCGCAGAACGAGACGAUUGAGCGGCUGCUGAAGAGCGUCGAGGAACACCGGGCCGAGGCGCGCCAGGAGCAUGGCGAGGACCACCUCAAGUUCAAGAUCGCCGUGUGGGGAUCUCUCGUGGCCAACAUUGUCCUGACGGCCCUCCAGCUCUACGCCGCCGUGUCGUCCGGCUCGCUCUCGCUCUUCACCACCAUGGCGGACGCCAUCUUCGACCCGCUCUCCAACGUCACGCUGAUCCUCACCAACCGCGCCGUCCGCCGCGUCGACCCCCGCCGGUUUCCCUCGGGCAAGGCCCGUCUCGAAACGGUCGGCAACAUCGUCUUCUGCUUUCUGAUGACGGCCGUCUCGCUGAUCAUCAUCGCCUUCGCGGCGCGCGAGCUUGCCGAGCACCGCGACGCCGAUGCGCUGAACCAGUUCCAUCUGCCUUCCAUCAUCUCGGUCUGCGCCGCAUUCGGCACCAAGCUGGCCCUCUUCCUGUACACGUGGUCCAUCAAGGACAAAUACUCGCAGGUGCGCAUCCUGUGGCAGGACCACCGCAACGACCUGCUCAUCAACGGGCUCGGUAUCCUCACCUCGGUCGGCGGCAGCAAGCUGGUCUGGUGGCUCGACCCGGCCGGCGCCAUCGUCCUGUCGGUCGUCAUCUCCGCGCUGUGGCUGCGCACCGCCUUCACCGAGUUCCUCCUGCUCGUCGGCGUCGUCGCCCCCGUCGAGAUCCAGCAGCUCAUCACGUAUGUGUGCCUGACCCACUCGCCGGCCAUCCGGCAGAUCGACACGGUGCGCGCGUACCACUCGGGCCCGCGGCUGAUUGCCGAGGUCGACGUGGUCAUGGACCCCGACGCCACGCUCAUGGAGACGCACGAUAUCGCCGAGGAGCUGCAGAUCAAGUUGGAGCAGCUGCCCGACGUGGAGAGGGCCUAUGUGCAUGUGGAUUAUGAGACGACGCAUAAACCGGAGCAUGGGUACAAGAAGGAUUUGUGAGCGGCGUCUGUGUUUGGGGGGGUUGGGGGGGAAGGCGUUGAUCACAGCUUUGACGUGUUGUCUGCUGCAUUGAAGUUGCAUUUCGCCGUCGGUUUGUAUGAUAAGUUAUAUGCGCCAGCUUCUUUGCACAUUUACU